CAAGGCGUGAUGAGAUUUUCCAGGUCGACCUGCCAGCUGGACUCCCGCCGAGCCGACUCGAGGACCACUGCAUCAAGCUGGAACCCGGCGCCCAACCGACGGUACAGCGACAAUUUUGGCUCAGCCAACCAAAAAUUGAGGAACUACAGCAGAAGUUGGAUUACAUUCUCACGAAGGGAUUUAUCCGGCUCAGCACGUCCCCAUACGCUACCGCGAUACUGUUCACGCCGAAGAAGGAUGGAGGCUUCAAAAUGUGUAUCGACUACCGCGCGCUCAACCGGAUCACCAUCGAGUCGCGUUACCCGAUCCCAAGAGCCGACGAACGUCUCGACCAACUUCGAGGCGCCAAGUUUUUUUUUCUCGAAAAUCGACUUACGAGGAGGUUACCAUCAGAUUCACGUCGUAGCCAAAGAUUGUUACAUGACGACGUUUUGCAUCCGCUACGGCAGUUACGAGUACCUGGUGAUGCCUUUUGGCCUCAUGAACGCGCCCUCAACCUUCCAAAUGACCAUGAACAGAAUUUUCAAGGAACUCUUGGACAAAUGCGUCAUCAUCUUCCUCGGCGAUAUCCUAAUAUACAGACGUAGCCGGGAGCAGCACUUACAGGAUCUUGAUGCAGUCUUCACGCUGCUGCAUAAGAAUCGCCUCAUCACUAAGGGGUGUAAGUGCGCUUUUCUUAAGCAUGAGUUGGACUUUCUGGGCCACAUCGUCUCUACGGACAGAGUGAAAAUCGACCCCAAGAAAAUCAAGACCCUACAAGAAUGGAAGCCGCCAAGCAACAUCAAGGAGCUGCAGAGUUUUUUGGGCUUCGUCAACUACGUCCGCCGGUUUAUCCCCAAUAUGGCUGGGUUAUCUGCCUCGCUAACUGAACGCCUAAAGGAUCACAAUUGUUUUUGGUGGGGAGAGAAGCAGCAAGCUUCAUUUGACCAACUGAAGACCGCCUUCACGUUGCCACCCAUCCUUCGCAUCUCCGAUCCUGUCCGUCCAUACGAAGUCAUCACCGACGCCAGCGACAUCGCCAUCGGUGCAGUUCUCAUACAGGAUUUCGGCGGCGCAUUACAGCCGGUCCCCUACGAAUCACGGAAGCUGCAGGGCGCAGAGAAAAAUUAUACAGUACAUGACAGGGAAAGGUUGGCGAUCGUCCACGCAUUCAAGACCUGGUGGUGCUACCUAACAGGUGCUGACGUCACCGUGCGGACCGACCACAAAUUCCUCCAGAACCUGCGAGCCCAACCGAAUCUCCCACAAAUCCAUCCAUUUUUUCCCUCAGUGUAUUACUGGCCGAACAUGGCCGACGACGUCCGCAAGUACGUGUCCUCCUGCACCGUUUGCCAGAUCAUGAAAUCAUCCCAUCAGCGAGCAGCUAGACUCCUACAGCCGCUGGAUCCGCCCGAGAGACCCCCGCAGGACGUCACGAUGGACUACAUGACAGGACUGCCGGCCGGUCCCAGCACAAACGACGCCAUCCUUGUGGUCGUUGGCCGACUCAUGAAAAUGGAACACUUCAUCGCCUGCCAACAGAAAAUUACAGCCGAGCAAACUGCCCAGCUGUUCAUCGCCAACGUCAUCAAACUGCACGGACUGCCCACAGCCAUUAUUUCAGGCCGAGACCCGAAAUUCACAUCGAAUUUCUGGCGCGGCACCAAACUACAGUUUUCUUCCGCCUACCACCCACAGACUGAUGGGCAGACUGAACGAGUCAACCAAGCAAUAGAGCAACUCAUUCGGACUACCUGCACGGACCCACAGACAUGCGGGAAAUCCCUUCCUCUGCUCGAAUUCGCGUAUCAUAACGCGGCUUCUGCAACAACCCAUCAAUCCCCAUUUUUCCUCAACUACGGUCAGAUCCAGUGGUACCCUCUACACCCAACAUCAAGACACCCGUGCCCCGGCAAGUGACUAGCGAAGUUGUUAAAAUAGG
This is a messenger RNA of Closterium sp. NIES-67, 1921 nucleotides long. NCBI's taxonomy places the organism in Eukaryota, Viridiplantae, Streptophyta, Zygnematophyceae, Desmidiales, Closteriaceae. The record is from the annotation of a GenBank genome assembly.